Molecule: messenger RNA, 1757 nt
Organism: Maniola jurtina (meadow brown)
Lineage: Eukaryota; Metazoa; Arthropoda; Insecta; Lepidoptera; Nymphalidae
Gene: NGR-A26
Product: cardioacceleratory peptide receptor
Exons: 11
Coding region: 355-1602 (415 amino acids)
Biological process (GO): G protein-coupled receptor signaling pathway
Cellular component (GO): membrane
Molecular function (GO): vasopressin receptor activity
Source: RefSeq, a predicted model, not a curated record
UUCACUUGUCGACUGAGCUCAGCUUCGAGCGCUCGCGUUCGCGCCAAUUCUCGUCCCGCGAAAAGUUUGAAAAAGAACACAACGAUCGAGAAAAGUUACGAUGUUUCUCGGGAGUGAUGUGACUUAACAUUUUUAAUUUAAAAAAAAACUAACAGUUUAUAAACGUAAAAUUACAAAAAAAAAGUUUUGUUAUUUUUUUUUCGUGAUAGCAUUGUUAUGAAAAGAGUUUUUAUAUAUUAUUAUUUUUUAUUUAAAAAGUGUACAUAUUCGUAGUGACAAUGACUAUUUGAGCUGAUAAGUGGGUUCUUGGCGGUCGCCGAAUUUUCGAGUCAAGGAGAAUAGAUCGACUUAACCAUGGAUCCCGACAUCACGCUGGAAGAGCUGGCAGAAGCCACGACAACGUCACCUUUUUUGACAAACGGAACGCAAAACAUCAAUGUUUACUACUUUUAUGACUCGAUCCAGUUCACAGUUAUGUGGGUGCUAUUCAUUCUGAUCGUGGUCCUCAACGCGUCAGUGAUCGCCGCUCUACUCUGCACCAAUGCGAGAAAGAGUCGGAUGAACUUCUUCAUCAUGCAUUUGGCGAUAGCAGAUUUAUUUGUCGGCCUAAUAUACGUGUUCGUGGACAUAGUACAGAAGAUCACCAUUGCGUGGCUGGUGGGCGAGUUCCUGUGCAAAUUCAUCAAAUUCCUACAGGCCGUAGUGAUGUACGCGUCGACCUACGUGCUGGUAGCCCUCAGUAUCGACAGAUGCGAUGCCAUUACCAACCCUAUGAAUUUUUCCCGAAGUUGGAACCGAGCGAGGGCUCUCAUUGUUGCAGCCUGGGUUAUAAGCACGGUGUUCUCUAUUCCGAUACUUGUGUUGUACGAGAUAAAGGAAGUACAAGGACAGCUUCAAUGCUGGAUAGACUUAGGAACAGCGAGCGGAUGGCAGAUCUGGAUGACGUUAGUGUCAAUCAUGAUCUUCGUGCUCCCCGCGUUGACCAUCGCUGGCUGCUACGCGGUUAUAGUGCUGACUAUAUGGACCAAGAGCAAAGCGGUGGUUAUGAGCCCGCCCAUGAACAAUAAGAGAGGGAAGAUGAGAGCUGGGCAGGUGGAAUGCGACCCAGAUUCAAGGCGCGCCAGUUCUAGAGGAUUGAUACCGAGAGCCAAAAUCAAAAGCGUCAAAAUGACUUUUGUUAUUGUUUUCGUGUUCGUACUCUGCUGGUCACCGUACAUCGUGUUCGACCUACUCCAAGUAUAUCACCAGAUACCAACGACACAGAUGAAUAUUGCCAUCGCGACCCUCAUACAGAGCCUCGCACCGUUGAACUCCGCUGCAAACCCUUUGAUAUGCUGCAUGUUUUCUCCACACAUUUAUGCUAGUCUAAAACGAGUGCCCCCGUACCGCUGGUUCUGGUGCGGCACGCAGCGCAAGCGACACGUCCGGGGAACCGCGCGGUCGCGCUCCGACUCCACCGGACACUCGGACCUCCUGAGUUCCACUCAUGCGAGGCGGUCGCAUUCUGUUGCUAUGAUAUUAAACCGCACUCGCGGCAACAGCAUAUCACGCUCACAGGACACGCGCCGCACGCACCACGUCACGCUGCCGCUACGCGACUGACGUCAGCCCGAGCUGACGUCCGACGUCAUGCUGUAAACUGAUGCACGCUACACUUCACGAAUGGCAAAACGUUCAAACCUUUAACCGUGCUUAGAGACCAACGGCGUAGUUCACGACAGUUAGGGAACUUGUAAUAAAACUAAGCUUCGAUGUCA